This is a messenger RNA of Plasmodium coatneyi, 990 nucleotides long. Its product is annotated as ATP-dependent transporter. Gene Ontology annotation, molecular function: ATP hydrolysis activity; ATP binding. NCBI's taxonomy places the organism in Eukaryota, Apicomplexa, Aconoidasida, Haemosporida, Plasmodiidae. The record is from RefSeq and is a predicted model, not a curated record. The coding region runs from base 1 to 990 and encodes 329 amino acids. The transcript has a single exon.
AUGCGGAUUCGGCAAAAGGUAAGAAACGCUGUUCUGUUAAAGGAUGGAGAAGCAGAUACAGUGAAACCCCUUUUUCUGUUGAAUAAAAUAAAAAAUAAAAAGUUGCAAAAAAGAAAUAAUGUGACCCUACAUAUGGACAACUCCAACGAAGACACUAGUAGGUUGUCUUUGCUAAAAAAUUUAGAUGACGAAUCAAAAGUUAUUACGCAAUCUCCAGAAUGGAAUGAAAAAAUGCCCUUAAUGGAAAUAACCAAUUUGCAUGCAAUAGAAGUAGAAGGGGGAAAAGAAAUACUAAAGGGAAUAAAUCUUACCAUUUAUUUAGGCGAAAAACAUACCAUUAUGGGGAGAAAUGGCUCUGGAAAAUCAACGCUAGCCAAAGUAAUAGCUGGCCAUCCCUAUUAUAAAGUUACAAGCGGUAGUAUAAAGUUUAAGGGACUAAAUUUAGAUGAAUUACCUGUUAAUGUGAGGUCAUUGUGCGGCAUAUUUUUAGCCUUUCAAUACCCUGUGGAAUUACCAAUGGUGAAAAAUAAUGAAUUUUUACGAGCCGCGUUGAAUAGCCAUCGCAGACAAAGAAACGAACCCGAGAUCAGUGCCACCGAAUUUGACCUCUUAAUGAUUGAAGAAAUAAAAAAAGUGGGACUCAGUCCGGAAUUUUUAGAUAGACCUGUUAAUUACGGUUUCAGUGGUGGGGAAAAAAAAAGAAAUGAAAUUUUGCAAAUGCUAAUAUUGAAGCCUUCCUUUUGUAUCCUAGAUGAAACGGACUCCGGUUUAGACGUAGACUCUUUCAAAUUAACGUCCAAUGUUAUUACGAAUUUUUCCAAUGAGAAGAAUUCUUUCUUAAUAGUUACUCAUUAUAAGAAGCUACUGGAAUUGCUCAGGCCAAAUUUUAUCCAUAUCAUGCACCAAGGGAAGAUUAUAGAAAGUGGGGACUACUCUCUCGUGGAUAAAAUAGAAACUAAAGGAUAUGCACAGUUUGUCAAGGAUUCGUGA